CCUAUCCCAAAAAGAAUUUUUUGCAAGGGGACUCCGGUCACGAAGAAUCGAUCGGGGGACGCUCUUGACGCUCACGGCCAAUGAUGGCUGGUCCCCGUGGAGACAUGGACCAGGAACGAGGACUGCAGGUCAAACUGACUCACAGGCUCUUAUCGUCUCGUCCAUAUCUCAACAGAUCCGCGCGCGGAUCUGGCUGCUAGCUCUUUGCGGCGGGCUGUCACCUCAGGGGGGGAAACUGUCUCAAGUGGCAUUUACCUUUUUGUUUAUCCCGCCACGUCCUGAGUAUUUGACAUUGGACGACAAUUCCUCCUGGUGACUUCAAUGUGCUUGGCCAUGCUGCGAAUAUGAGGUGGCAGUCACGGGCGUGGUCGACUGUAUCUUGUUCAACAUGCAAUCCACAUCCUCUUCGGUGAAGAUGAAGCUCGAGAUCCUGCAGCAAUAUGCGGUGCCUGGGAAUAUCCCAUGGACUAGUCGCAAGGUCAGAAUCAUCGCAGUUCUGUGCGGAAUCCUAUGUCUGCGCUUCUUCCUUGGUGCACUCGACGUAAAACCCAUCCAGAACCGUUUGCCUAAUGCCCUCCGGCAGCAGACCUAUCUCGACCAGGCAGGAUUUCAGUCGAUACCCAUAACCGGCUUCGUCAACACCGGAGACCUCUCAAGCCGCACAUGCGAAGAUCUAAGGCAUGAAGGAGAGCUUCGGGUGGACAAGAGCCUGUACCUCGAAGACGACUUGGAGCACAUUGCACGAUCACUGGCAGGUCAUCCGAUGAUCGACUAUUCCCAGCAGGAGAAGGGGUUGACAUUCCGCCAAAUGGUGGCCAAAACCUGGGCUAGGCUAUCCGGGUCGAGUGUGUGGAUCGAGAAGUUCAAGGUCUUCCUCACCGUCACGAGAGUCAUCUUCUACGACAACGGCCUCCGACACAAGCCAGUCAUCAGCUUCCUGGCGGGCCAGCUUCAUGACGAAAACUGGAACGAGCUGAAGAACUACACCAUCCAGUGGCAGAGCGAGGAGAUCAAAUUCCCCACGGUGUUCAACAUCCCCGCCCCGUUCAAGCAAGGCGACCGAUACUUUGGGCCUGAAGACCCCCGAGUGAUUCUCGAGGAGGGGGUCGAAGAUGCGGAGCCCAUCGUGACGUUCAACAUGCUUUACGACCUGAAAACCGGAGACAGGGCCAUGUAUAUCUUCCGCCCGUUUUCCAACGACACGACCGUCUUGACCAUCACGGGCCAGACCGAGAGGGCGCACGCGGAAAAGAACUGGGCGCCCUUCUUCAUCAACGAGCACGAGCCCAUCUCGCCGGGACACUACAAGUGGCCCAGCCACUACAUCCAUUUUAUCUACGACUUCAACCCGCUGCGGGUGCUCAAAUGCCACACCCUCAACGGUUGGUGCCACUUUGUGUAUGAGCAGAAGGUUCCCGACGAGCUGAGGGGGUCAGGCCUGAAUGCGAACGGGCGGAUGACGGGCGGGACCAACAUGGUGCCGUUGCAACUGGAAACACGUUCCAACCUCAACGCGUGGGUCGGAUUCCCCAGAUCCCACAUCAACAUCGGGUGCACCGACGACCUCGCCAUGUACCGGCCAGAGCUGAUGAUCAUGACGGCACACGGCGACCACUUCUACCUCAGCUUCAUGUCGGGCCCCAUCGACUUCGGCACCGCGGCCAUGACGCCCGAAGCCAUCAGCGACCCCUGCGGCGAGGGCAAGGUGGUGAUAGCCAACAGCAUCGCCAAGUGGGAUCGACGGCCCAAGCACGACGUCCUGACGCUGACCUUCUCGGUGGCCGACUCGACCGUCCAGAUCAUGCAGCUGGCCAGCCUCUCCAAGUUCGUGAGCCAGCUGCCCCAUGUGGCUCAUCUGGACGGCGCGUUCCUCGCCGACAUGUCCAGCCGGAACAAGACCGAGUGGGACCUGCGCUAUACGGCCGUGAGCAAGGAUGUCCUGGACUGCACAAUGGAGGCGGCCUCGUACUAUUCGGAAAUCAUCGCCGCGCCCUUCAAGGGCCUGUCCAAGGAAGAGCUCUCGUAUGAAAACGGAAAAUGGGACUGGAAGGCCGGCGCGGUCAUAUGAAGGCAUGAAAUGGAGGAAUCUCUUUCCAUCUGGGGCUGGCCAACCUUUGGCCUAAAGCUAGGAUGGCAUUUUGACGCACAAAACUCCCCCCCGCCAACUGCGCGAAGAAACGACAUACCAACACUUUUACAAAAGUCUUGACUCGACUCUAACGACCCGCACUGGUUACACCCGGUGCCACGUGUUUUCAAAAACAUCAUUAGGAAGAAACGAGUGCGGACUUGGCGACAGUUUAAAACGGGAAUGAUUUCUGGCAAUGCCUCUCACUUUUUUAAUUUUUACCGUGGGGCGAAAUAAAGGACCAAAAGUCCCCAGAAGCAUCCAGGCGCCCGAUAUCAGUUCACGGAGGCGUGAUAUCACAAAUUUCGUGACGAUGCGGGUGUCAAUAAUGCAACCUUGCAAGCGAUUUGAUGACAUGGGAUCACUAUUAGAGAGGCGGUUUCCUGUUAUUAUGGAACGAUAAGCUGGCGGCGGGGAGGAGAAGAGGUCGAUCUUUGCAGGCGUUCGGGUUUUGAGAUGCGCACGGGACGCGAGGGUCUCGGACUGUAUAUGUGCCGUCCCCCUGAACAUCAGCAGUCCAGAUACACGUAGGGACAUAGAAACAAUGACACACGCCGAAGAGGGCUGACGAACGA
Messenger RNA from Cladophialophora immunda, 2703 nucleotides. RefSeq lists its product as uncharacterized. The coding region runs from base 389 to 2068 and encodes 559 amino acids. Lineage: Eukaryota; Fungi; Ascomycota; Eurotiomycetes; Chaetothyriales; Herpotrichiellaceae. The record is from RefSeq and is a predicted model, not a curated record. The transcript is spliced from 2 exons. Gene Ontology annotation, molecular function: mannosyltransferase activity.